This is a messenger RNA of Drosophila subpulchrella, 4365 nucleotides long. RefSeq names its product trafficking protein particle complex subunit 8 (gene l(3)76BDm). The transcript has 8 exons. Gene Ontology annotation, cellular component: phagophore assembly site; TRAPPIII protein complex; cytoplasmic vesicle. The record is from RefSeq and is a predicted model, not a curated record. Gene Ontology annotation, biological process: endoplasmic reticulum to Golgi vesicle-mediated transport; protein localization to phagophore assembly site. The coding region runs from base 57 to 4016 and encodes 1319 amino acids. Lineage: Eukaryota; Metazoa; Arthropoda; Insecta; Diptera; Drosophilidae.
CCUCUAGUUGCUCCCCCCAGUUUGAGGUGUAAAUUUCUUUGUAAAUAGUUAAAGUAAUGCUGCACCUGACGGGCCAGAACUACAAUGCGCGCGACAUAAUCCGGAACAUCUUCUCGCCGCUGAUCGGCGUGCUGUCCAGUCCGCAGGCGGAUGAGAUCUGCCACCGGAACAACCUGUCUUUCGUGGAGCUCCUGCAGCCGUUCGCAAAGUUGCCAAAUGACGCACACUUUCGGGACGUUUCCGGGACGAGCGUAUCUGUUCGUGGACUACGCCUCAACUUCUGUGAUGUGGACUGGCGGCCGCCGCAGACCAUUUUGGCCAGGAAGAUGCUUAAUGAGUCGGUGACCAACGCCCACAAUGACAAAACCAGGCUGGCCACUAUAGCUGACAUAGACCUCGACUUGCCCACCUCGGAACCUUGGUUUGAACAAUGGCGGGAGACCUUCUUGACUGUGCAAUUCCCGGCGGAUCAUGAGUUCACCCGUCAUCUUCUGAGCUGCUUGCUGGUGCUUUCCAGCGCGGAUCCGCAGAUCGUGGAGACAGCCCAUAAACUGGGACAACGUGUGCAGCAGAUGCAGAGCAUCACGCCUCAGAAGCUGCCCAAGUGGUUCCAUCCCACCGAGGUCCUAAAUAGCUAUGUGGUGUUGCACGAGGCCAACCAGGGGGAUUUAUCCAAGGCGCAGCAGGGAUUCGAGCUGCUCAAAUCCACCUUUGGAGACAGCAAGUGCUUCCUGGUGUCCAUCAACUCGCUAGAUGGCCAGAGUGCAGCAGAGGUUCCAGAUCACUGGGCAACAUUUAUCAAAAGGCAGCCUAAAAGCGAUGCAAACCUUCCCUCUACCGAUCUAAGUGCACCAAAAUCGCCGCAGGAAGCUGUUUCUGUCAUCAGUAUGCCUGCCAUGCAGAUGUCGCAGCUACUGGACGGAGCCAAUGCUCAGGAUAGCGAUUUGGCCAUGCUGCAUCCGCUGAGUCCGAUGCAGGAGAGCGCAACAGAGGCGAUCAAUUCGAAAUUCAGCAUUAGCAGCGAGAGCAUCGCCUCUCAAACCAUCAAUCCCAAUGUGUGGGCGAAUGAAUUGGAGGCGGAUGCUCCGCACGGCGGAUGUCUCACCAAUCGGGACAUCGACAACCUCCGACACUUUGUUCAGGACUAUGCUGUACGUGCGUUGAUACCCUAUAUUGAGCAUCUGGUGGCCAUUCUGGCCGAGGGAGUGACCAACAAAAAGGGCGUCAGCAAGUCCCUAUUGAGCGCCACAAAACGGUGGUUCGUCACCAGCAAGCCGGGAGCGGGAGCAAACAAUCAAAAUGCAGUCAUCUACACAAACGAAUCUGCGGAGCUGCAAACUCGAAAGUUGGGCGAUCUUUAUUUCAUGUUUGGCCAUUACAAUUUGGCUUUCCAAGCCUACCAUCAAGCCAAGCGAGACUUUAAUGCGGACUCGGCCUGGCAAUACUACGCGGGGGCCUUGGAAAUGGCGGCUCUGUCCGCAUUCAUGUUGGGUACUGCUCAACGGAAAACCUAUGACUAUAUGGAGGAUGCAAUUGUGUGUUAUCUCACAGUGUGCAAAUUGCAGCAAUUUGCCACCAGAGCAACGCUCUUAAGCAUGGAAUGUCUAAAAACAGCGCGGCUGUACAGCGAGGUUGCCAAGCAAUUGAUUCGCAUGACCAAUGAGGAGUCAGAUCUUCGCUCAGCUCUGUUGCUGGAACAGGCAGCAUACUGUUUCCUGGUGACCCAGCCCCCCAUGCACAGAAAGUAUGCCUUUCAUAUUGUCCUGGCCGGGAAUCGUUAUUCCCGCGCAGGCCAAAGAAAGCAUGCAUAUCGUUGCUAUCGCCAGGCCUACCAGGUCUUCCAGAAGCGCGAGUGGAGCUUGGCUGAAGAUCACAUUCAGUAUACGGUGGCUAAGCAGGCCUAUAUGCUAAAACAACUUGAGGAGGCCAGUCGCUCCUUUGCCCAUUUACUGAGACCUGGAAGCCUUCAAAGUGCGCAGCAGCAGACCAGCUUCCUAAAAGAGUAUAUUCAGACGCAAAACGAACUCGUGAAGCGAAGUCCUGAGCUGGGCUUGUUACCACAUGCCUUACCCCAAGUAGUGCAAUCUUCCGUUCGUGUUCUUACCCUAGUGCAAUCACCAUCGGCUGUGACACCUCAGGUGCCAGCCACCAACAUAGACAUCAACUCUAAUUUGACAGCAGAUGAGUCCAUUUGGAACAAGAUUGAGGAGAUGCUCGUCAUCACGGCUGCCAAUAAUAAGCCGUUCGUGUUUAAGCCCUCAAGAUAUUUGUACACCAAGCAGCAACCUGCACUGGAAACUCCUGUUGCAGUGCAGGGUGAACCCAUCGAGCUGGCUGUGACCCUCUCAAAUAGCGUUCGAUGUGGCAUAGCCCUUUCCGAGAUAGACCUUCUUUGGAAACUCACUCUGGACAAUGAGGAGGUGCUGUCCAACGCUUGCAUUUAUGAGGAAUCAUCGGAUAGUGCCAGCAAAAUAGCGGUUGGUGCAGCAAUUAAAACGAGUUGCGUGGCUUCCAUUAAACUGGCCGAACAAGCUGAAGAAACUUUGCACUUCAAGCUGACUCCAAAGUUGACUGGACGCCUGAACGUUCUGGGAGUAGUGUGCCGAGUAGCAGCCAGUGCGGAUCCUGCAGCCAGUCUCCUGGGAACGCUGCAGUUCGAAACGCAAAAGAUCAGACCUCACAACGCCAAGCAAUCCUCGCAGACUGUUUUGGACAAUAGACUAACAAUCAAAUUGGUCCCCCAACUGCCUGCCAUGAGUGUAAGCUUCACUCCUGUCCCCAGUCGGCUAUUGGCUGGUGAAAUUAUACCAGUUCAUGUCACGCUUCGGAAUCUGGGAAUUGCUCCGAUUGAGGAGAUCUACUUGGGAUGCGAUAAUCCGCGCUGUGUUUCCCUCUUGGAUCAGCACAGCCAAAUGCCACUAGCUAUGAUGACUUCCCUUCGCAAUCUGUCCAAUGACAAGCUCGUAAAAGACAAGGAAAUACGUGGACAACGAGUUUUCCGCUUGCUUCAGCGCCCCGGCCUAGCUGCCUUAGAUGCCCAGCAGGCGCAAACCAUCUCCAUGUGGCUGCAAGCUCCACACCAAGCUGGACCCUUUACCCUACGCCUGCUCUUUUAUUACUCCUUGCCAGCAGGAGCUAAUUCACACAUAAAAUAUCGUUUGGUUCGGCAUAUUUGGCAGCUGCAGGUUGAGAGUUGCCUGCAGGUCGACGCCACUUGUGUGGUUAGCAACGCGGUGACGAAUGAACUGGGUCUAGAUAUGAACGUUAAGAAUCAGCAUGCGUCAGAAGGAACGGAGGUGUAUGUCAACUCGAUUUCCUUGUACUCCAAGGAAUUUAAUUUAAAUCCAGAUAAGCUAUACAUUAUGAACAGUAUGGGAGUCAGUCAGGGACAGGCGGGAGCGCAGUGCCUCAAGUCUUCCAUUUGCUGCAAUUUCCAGUGUCGCCUGCAGGAAAGGGACAAAAAAGAAGAAUUCCAAGACAUUCCAUCUAUCAAAUCUUUAUUGCAAACGCGUCUUUCCCAUUUGAAGAUCCUGCCUGCCCAGCACGCUCAGCAAGUUGAUCAGUACAUGCCGACGAUACAUGAACCGCAAAGUUUCCUUUCUAACGAGGAGACGGUCUAUUUCAAUACAAAUAUCUCUACAGAGGAGUUCAACGCAAGCAUCGCUGGCUAUGUGCCACAUGCCACUCUGGCCCUAAGUUGGAGUGCACUGGUGGCCAGGGAGGAGGGUCAGCGAGUGGCCUGUGGCCAGCACUUCAUUAAGCUUUAUAAACUCUAUGAGACGGGUCACUGUCCGGCGGCUCCAACAGGAGCUUUUCAACGAAGAAGACAAUCGCCUGACGACUCUAUAGACAACGGACGGGAAUUCCCACUUCCAGAAGGAGCAGUUAACAAUGAGGAGGCAUGGCAACCCCUGGCUAACGCUGAAGAAGAGGACUAUUGGGAGCCUAACGAUAAUUAUGUGGGCCAACGGUGUCUUCUAGAGGAUGAGAGCUUUGUGAUGGCAGUUAAAGCUUAAAAUAUUUGUCACCUUGUGUUUGUAAAUCUUUAUAUGUUGUCUGUCGAUCAGUUAUGAGAUGCUAAAAUGUUUUUAAAUCUUUUCGUUAAUUUGAAGUUGCUGAAAUCGAUCAAAUAAUCUUUUCUUGAAAGAUGAUGAUUUGUAUAUUUUCUUGAUCAGAAACCAGCCUGGACAAAAUUUAGAUCUCACCAACUAAAAACUAAUGGCACGAUAUUUAUGAAUGUUUUUCGGUCAGUUCUAUGCCUUAUAUUGUUGAUAGUAGCGAAUGACAGAUAUUAAACCAUUUAAAACUGCUGAUAAUAUUAGGGCUAAAACUUCAAAGAAAUAAAAUGGCAUACUUAUAUUUAUA